Messenger RNA from Micropterus dolomieu (smallmouth bass), 1110 nucleotides. RefSeq names its product glutamate receptor 4-like. The transcript has 8 exons. The record is from RefSeq and is a predicted model, not a curated record. The coding region runs from base 4 to 1110 and encodes 368 amino acids. Lineage: Eukaryota; Metazoa; Chordata; Actinopteri; Centrarchiformes; Centrarchidae.
AAAAUGAGGAUUAUUAUAUUUUCUUGGCACUUUCUCGGGGUGUAUUCCGCCCUUUGGGGGCUGACGACAGGGGCUUUCCCCAGCUCAGUGCAGAUAGGUGGGUUGUUCAUUAGGAAUACUGAUCAGGAGUAUACAGCUUUUCGACUAGCUAUCUUCCUACACAAUACCAGCCCAAAUGCUACGGAAGCUCCCUUUAACCUGGUCCCACACGUCGACAAUAUAGAGACUGCCAACAGCUUCGCCGUAACCAAUGCAUUCUGUUCUCAGUAUUCGAGGGGGGUCUUCGCCAUCUUCGGCCUUUACGACAAGCGCUCGGUGAACACGCUGACAUCGUUCUGUGGUGCCCUGCACAUCAGCCUAGUGACGCCCAGCUUUCCCACUGAAGGAGAGGGACAGUUCACCCUUCAGCUGCGGCCGUCCAUAAGAGGGGCUUUGCUGUCACUGUUGGACCACUAUGACUGGAGUCGAUUUGUCUUCCUCUACGAUACAGACAGAGGUUAUGCAAUACUGCAGGCAAUUAUGGAGAGAGCGGGGCAGAACGGAUGGCAGGUGAGUGCUAUCUGUGUGGAGAGUUUCAAUGAGGCAGCAUACCGACGACUCCUGGAGGACCUGGACCGACGUCAGGAGAGGAAAUAUGUCAUUGACCUAGAGCCUGAGAGACUACAGAGCAUCUUAGAACAGGCUGUCAGUGUGGGGAAGCAUGUCAAAGGUUACCAUUACAUCAUAGCAAACCUGGGUUUUAAGGACAUAUCUCUGGAGAGGUUCAUGCACGGCGGGGCUAAUGUGACAGGUUUCCAGCUGGUGGACUUCAGCAGGCCUAUCGUUAUCAAACUGAUGCAGCGCUGGAACAAACUUGAUCAGAGAGAGUACCCGGGAUCUGAAAGCCCACCUAAGUAUACCUCAUCUCUAACGUAUGAUGGCGUCCUUGUGAUGGCCGAGGCCUUCCGCACCCUUCGCCGUCAGAAAAUUGACAUUAGUCGCCGUGGUAACGCUGGUGACUGCCUGGCCAAUCCGGCUGCUCCCUGGAACCAAGGAAUAGAUAUGGAGCGGGCACUCAAACAGGUUGGCACAAGUUUCAUGUGGUAUAGUACAGAUUGGCAAACGCUUUGA